UCAACUCUACAUCCUAUAUUCUCAACUUCCCGAUCAUCGCACCUACAUACCAUGCUUCCGCCAUCAAACCAACCACCACCGCCACCGUUCUUCUGGGGCGAAACCCCAGAAGAAGAAUACUACAAAUCACAAGGCGUACGUAACUCCAAAUCCUACUUCCAAACUCCAUACGACGCCAAAAUCUUCACUCAGUCGUGGCACCCUCUAGACCAAAACCAGCCCAUCAAAGCAGUGGUCUUCAUGACCCAUGGAUACACAUCCGACACCAGUUGGGUUUUCCAAAAUAUAUGUAUCGCCUAUGCAAAAUGGGGAUACGCCGUGUACGCUGCCGACCUUAUUGGUCACGGCCGCUCAGAUGGAAUCAGGGGAUAUAUUGGAGACAUGGACAAAGCUGCCGCGACAUCAUUAUCGUACUUUGUUAGUGUUCGUCGUAGCGAAGAGUAUCGUGAUAUCCCGGCUUUCCUUUUAGGGGAAUCUAUGGGGGGGAUGAUCACUAUGCUUAUGUAUUUACAAUCUGAUCCAGGAACCUGGUCUGGCUUGAUCUUCACUGCCCCACUUUUUGUCACACCCGAAGUUUCGACUCCAUCUAAGCUACACUUGACGAUGUACGGGCUACUGUUUGGACUUGCGGAUACAUGGGAUGUGAUGCCAGAACCUCGAAAGGGACCAAGGCUAGUAAGGGAUGCCGAGAAAGAGAGGAUACGAGCAUUGAACCCAAAAAUGUAUGUGGGAAAGCCACGGGUCGGGACGAUGAGAGAGGUCGUGAGAGUGACAAGUUACUUGCAACAAAACUUUGACAAGGUUAAGAUCCCAUUUUUUGUAGCACACGGGACUUCCGACAUGUUGGCAUGCCCUAGUGGGCCGGAGAUGUUGUACAAGAAGGCCGCGACUCCGAAGGAGGACAAGAUGUUGAAAUUGUAUGAAGGAAUGCACCAUUCGUUGAUCAAUGGGGAACCUGAUGAAAAUACUAAGCUUGUGUUAGCGGACAUGAAAACUUGGAUUGACGAGAAGUCUCAAAAGUUUGGGCCUCGAUGAUGAUUUGAUGGGGAGCCAACAAGUUACUGUCUUAUUGAUGAUGUUAUAUUAUCCUUCGGAUCAAGCAAUGUUAUACUCGUAUUAUAUUCUCUUCAACUUUCUCUUAAAUAUGUUUCCAACAAUUCUUAAUUUGAAGUAUCAAUUUUUUUAUUUCGAACAAUGUAAACUAUU
Erigeron canadensis is the source of this 1206-nucleotide messenger RNA. RefSeq names its product caffeoylshikimate esterase-like. Gene Ontology annotation, molecular function: lipase activity. The coding region runs from base 52 to 1035 and encodes 327 amino acids. NCBI's taxonomy places the organism in Eukaryota, Viridiplantae, Streptophyta, Magnoliopsida, Asterales, Asteraceae. Gene Ontology annotation, cellular component: membrane. The record is from RefSeq and is a predicted model, not a curated record. The transcript has 2 exons.